This is a messenger RNA of Oldenlandia corymbosa var. corymbosa, 1182 nucleotides long. The record is from the annotation of a GenBank genome assembly. Lineage: Eukaryota; Viridiplantae; Streptophyta; Magnoliopsida; Gentianales; Rubiaceae.
AUGAAUCUUUGUAAAAAUUCAGAGGAAAAAAGAGAUUUACAGAUUGGGGAAAGCUCAUCUAGGAUUUCAGCGAAGAUAGUGGUUUCGGAAUCUGGGAUUCAAGAAGAUGAAUUGAAGCAUCAAGCGAAAACCCUUAGCGAUUUGUUAAGCAUAAACCCCUCAAGGAAGAAAGUAGGAGUUUCACUGGAUUAUGUCGAGCCAGAAGAGAAGAACGGGAUUCAAAUUGCUAUGGUACAGAAGCAGGACGUCCAGAGUGAAAUGGAGUAUUGGCAACCCUCAAUCAUAAGCUUUGUUCUUGGGGCUAAUCCGCCUUUCAAGGUAAUGGAAUCAUUUUAUACGCGUAUUUCGAAGCAUUUGGAUAUUGAUAGAGUAAUUUUAUUUCCAGCUGGUCUUUACGUCAUUCGGUUCAAAACUGUGGAUAGUAGAGAUGAAGCACUAGCUGAUCCUGUUCAAUGUUUAGGGUCAAAUCCUGUGAUUAUUAAACCAUGGAAAGUAGAACGAGGCUCUAGCUAUAAAGAAGUUAAACAUGUGCCAGUUUGGGUCCAAUUUCCGGGAUUAGAGCUUAAAUUCUGGAAUCUGGCUACACUUAGUCGCAUUGCAAAUGAAGAAGGGAACCUAAUGGAACAAGACGUCUAUUACGAAUGGCGUCCUACACAAUGUAAGAGUUGUUGUUAUUUUAGGCAUGGGGAAGAAGACUGUAGGAAAAAGGAGAAGCCAAAGGAAGUUAUAAAAGUGGACACUGGACAUCAAAUGAAGAGAGCAGAAGUAGAGAGUUCCUUGAUCAACCUGAAAGAAGAUACCAAUGUUCAAAGAAGUGGAAAUGGUAAUAGCUUUUCAAUACUGGCUAUGGCAAAGGAUGAUGAGACAGGUGAGGAAGUGGAAUCUGGCCUUAUAGUGACUACAGAAACAGCAAAGGAAGUACAGAAUGCAACAGCUAGGAGAGGGAAUCCUUUGGACCCCGAAGUAAAAUUAGAGUAUAGUAAGAUUGUAGAGAUGACGGGAAGGUUAUGGGGUGGCUAUGAAUGGUGUAGUAAUGGUGGGAUUACAGAGAAAGGACGUAUAUUACUGAUUUGGAAUCCUGGUUAUGUAAAAGUCCAUCUAAUGCAAAGUGAGAGGCAAUUAAUGCAUUGUGGGGUUGAGUUAAAGAGUACAGGAGUGAAGUUCCUUCUUACUGCCAUUUAA